Messenger RNA from Trichogramma pretiosum, 3944 nucleotides. It is a transcript of the gene CYLD, whose product is annotated as ubiquitin carboxyl-terminal hydrolase CYLD. The coding region runs from base 643 to 3306 and encodes 887 amino acids. The record is from RefSeq and is a predicted model, not a curated record. Gene Ontology annotation, cellular component: cytosol. The transcript has 9 exons. Gene Ontology annotation, molecular function: K63-linked deubiquitinase activity; cysteine-type deubiquitinase activity. Gene Ontology annotation, biological process: protein K63-linked deubiquitination. NCBI's taxonomy places the organism in Eukaryota, Metazoa, Arthropoda, Insecta, Hymenoptera, Trichogrammatidae.
AGAACAGCAGCACUAGCCAGCCACCAGCAGCAGCAAUCAUAAAUCAUAAUAAUAACAUAUCGCAAUCAUGGAACAUUGUUUUGUAUCAUUGUGUACCAGCUGAUUGUCGUGUGUGUUGUGUCGAUGACAAUAAGCUAUGCACAUCCUUUUUUGAGCGUGUUUAUUUUUUCAACUUUCAAGGAUAUCGAGUCCGAUUUCCAUAUGCUAAAUUCGACGUGUAAAAAAACUAACAAGAGUUUUUUGCUCUUUAUCAAUGCAUUGUUUAACAAGUAGUGUGGGCUAGUUGGCUUUUUUUUUCGCCAGAAGACCUUGAAAUGAGCAAUGAUCAAUUUUGCUCGGGCACUUGUGGCAGUUCCAGAAAUGAUUAUAGCAACUGAAGUCCCAGUGGAUGAGCAAGUGCAGGAGAAUGAAAGUUUUGUGACAGUACAGAAAGAAUUAAGUUUUAGAUAGUUAUUUAUUAUGAUUGUUCCUCUAUGAGAUUCUGAAAAUGAAUUAUUGUGAGAUUAAACAAUAGUUCAGGUUUUGAAAUCUCAUUAGUCAGAAUGAAUUGUGCAAUUCAAUUGUGUGUGUAGACUGCAACAUCCUAGUUGCCCAGCAAAUAAAGCUUUUAUUUUUAAUCAUGAUAUUUAUAAUCGUUUAAAAAUGGAUGAUAUGAACAGCAGACUUCAUAAAUUAAAUAUCCAAGAUAACUACAAAGCCAAGUAUUAUGUAGUUAAACAAACUACAUUAUUAAAACAUUUGAAGGGAAACUGCAAUGCCAAUAUUGGUAGGGCUGUUCCUGGAAUGCUUGUGAUAGCUAUAGCCACUGAAGACGAUGGGCUACGCGUUAUUGUACUUGAAGAAUUCACAGAUGAUAUAACAAGUGAUAAUACAUGGUAUAAUACUGAAUGGAAAUGUCAUCCAGUUGAUCUUAUUCAAGUAUCAUGGUUUGUUUGGCAGUUACUACGUCCAAUAAGUAGCUUUCAAGAAAGAGUUAGAUUAGCAAAUAAUAAAGAACUUUGUAAAGAUGUUGAAAAUAUUAAACCCGAGAGCAAGGUUUGGUAUUGUCCAGAAUCCAAUGACCUUACUCCAAAAACAUAUGAAGCUACAGUUAAUUUUAUAGAACUUGUGCCAGAGCUUGGGUCUGGAUUAUUUUUUGGUCUAGAUGUGCCCGAUAAUCCAAAUGAUAUCGAGCAUAAAAAGUUGAUACAAAAAUAUUUCAAUACUCUGGAAAGGUCCAAAACGUUUGCAACUCUCAGCAGUAUUAAUCCAAGAAAGGCUAGUCCUUUAGAGGCAAUAAAAGAAUUUCAAAAAAAUUUUCUCUCCCAUGAUAUAUUACAGCAUGAAAAAAGUAAUUUGUUUAUUCCAACUAAUAGAGAAUACUCAGAAAAUAGAAGAAAUCCUUCAACCACAUAUACCAGUACAACUUUUCUAAAUCUGCCACAAAAAAUUACAGAUCCUUACUAUGGUUUGCCAUAUGAAUCACAAAAAAGUACAAAUUCAUUUCCAUUGCACAAUUUGCAGAAAUCUCAAACUUUUCAGUAUAAUUCACAGAAAAAUUCUAAUGCACCUGUGCCACUGAAUGCACAAAGCGUGCAGAGAAUUGUAAAUUCAAAUCCAUAUAAUAUUUUACAAACAAAUCAAUAUUCCGUUUUAUCUGAUAAAGACAACAAUAAUGGAAUAACUGCUCCUAGAGAAUCUGUAGUUUAUACUAUUAACAAUUAUCCAUCAAAAAGUCAAAUACAUCUAGAGCAAAACGAUAACAAAACAUUAUAUAAAAAUGUAAAAAGUUUUGAUCCUUUAAUUUCUGAUGAUGAAGUUGAUGAAAUACCCAAAAUAAAUCAUCAACAAUUACAAAACACGAGAGACUUAAGUAUUGGUUCAUGCGUGAAAGUUUUAGUUGAUAAUGAUAGCCACUAUGGAGUAAUUCGUUGGAUUGGUACAAUUGACAGACUAAAUCCUAAUAAACUUACAGCUGCAAUUGAAUUGGACAACAUACAUCCACUUGCCACAGAUGGAACGUACCAGAAUGUUAGGUAUUUCCAAUGCAGUCCUCGAAAAGCUUGGUUCACUGACUUGAAAGAUUGUCAUGAAUAUGACAUGGCUGCGAGUAAUUGUUAUUACAAUCAACAAGAUUUGAAUGAUUUCGAAUCAAUACCAAGUUCUAUAAUAACCGGAACAGUACCGCCCAUAUGUGUGAACGGCGAUUUAGAAAAAAUGUGCGGUAAAUAUCGAGGUAUACAGGGUCAUCAUAAUUCUUGUUACUUGGACUCGACUCUUUUUAGUAUGUUUGCAUUUACCUGCGCUUUUGAUGAACUAUUGUUUCGACCACCAAAUGAUAAAGAUUGCCCGGAGUACGAAGAAGUGCAGCGAAUAUUACGCGAGGAAAUCGUUAAUCCUCUUAGAAAAGAUCUAUUCGUCAGAUCAGAUCGCGUUAUGAAAUUGAGAACGUUAUUAGAAAAGUCUUCUUCGAUUUCCGGACUUACAACCGAAGAAAAAGAUCCGGAAGAAUUUUUAACGUCGUUGGUAGCGCAAACUCUCAAGGCGGAGCCGUUUUUGAAAUUGAGCUCGGGCCAAGACGCUUAUCAUUAUCAGUUGUUCGUCGACAAGGACGAAAAGCUCGUAUUUCCGUCUGUGCAGCAGCUACUGGAGCAGAGCUUCUUACAGAGCAACAUAAAAUUGAAAACGGCGCCUUCUUGCUUAAUCAUACAAAUGCCGCGCUUCGGCAAAACAUUCAAAAUGUAUCCAAAAAUACAGCCCACUCUAUUGUUAGACAUAACGGAUAUCGUCGAAGAUGCGCCACGAUGGUGUACGGUGUGCGGAAAAUUGGCCCACUUCGAGUGCAAAGACUGCUACGGUCAAUGCGGCGAGGGCCUGGAGAGCAUAGCUUUUUGCAAGCCCUGCCUGAAAAAAGCUCACAGUCACGAGCUGAGAACCAAUCACGAGCCCAAAACCUUGACCGUCGCCCCGGCGGCGGCCUACGACGCGACCAACAAUUACGGCUCGGUACCGCGAAGGUAUCUCGAGCUGCUCGCGGUCGUCUGCAUAGAGACCUCGCACUACGUGUCCUUCGUGAAGUGCGGAUCCGGCUUCGAAGCCCCGUGGUGCUUCUUCGACUCGAUGGCCGAUAGAAAAGGCGAGCAAAAUGGUUACAACAUACCGGAAAUGGUGCCGUGUCCCGACUUCCCGUACUGGCUGAGCGAGGAGGGCGCCAAGUACCUGCGCACGGUGUCCGACGAUCGGGUGCUGCCCGAGCACGCGAAAAGACUCUUAUGUGAUGCUUACAUGUGCAUGUAUCAAACCCCCGACCUAAUGGUGCACAAAUGAUAUGUUAUGUAUAGGUGUAAUAAUUAUAAUAAUAAUCUCAGAAUCCAACAAGACUUCGAAUGCUAAAAAUGGUAUUAUCAAUGAAUAUUAUAUUGCUUAAGCGUAAUUAAUGAAUUAUUUUUAGAAAAUUUUUAUUUACAUACAGACGAAAGUCCAGGGCCGCGUCUCUCGUGUUACGAAUGAUUUAAAAUUUUAUUUUGAGCAAAUAAACGAUGUAAUCAAUCGUGUUCUGUUAAUAAUGAAUAAUCGAUCUUUAAUAAUCGUAAUAUACAUAAAAAAUAUAUAUAUAUAUUUAUCAUUUUUUGAAGAUCUUAAAUAUGAAAAUCUAUAGUUAUGUUUAAAAUUUUAAAAGGUCAUAUAACUAUGUAAGAUUAAUGUAUUUUUGAUUUACUAAAUUAUUUACUAAUAAGCCAUUAUUUUAAAUGUUUUUAUUUACGCUUCAAAUUGAUAUCGGAAGUAUAUUUAUUUUACCAAUUAAUUAUUUGCGCACAUGACAUUAUUAAUAAUAUUUUUUUUUUAUUCCUUAAUUUUACUUUCAUACAUUAUUAAAUGAUAUUGUUUUUUAUUGUACUAUUUUAAAAGAAUUUCAAUAAAUGAUCAAAGUUGUUGAAAAUUUGUAAGUAACUGUGAACUUAAUU